CACUGAGGCAGAUGAAGAGCCACCACUGAUUCAGGCGCAACUCCAGUCCUGAUCCAAAUAAUGUGGCUGGUGUGGUGCUGAGAUGGAUACAACUACACUCCUGGUUAAACUAUUUCUAACAGUGAAGACCUGAAAAGGGAAUGUCCUUAUUCACUUCAUUUGAGGUGAAAGCACAUUAUCCUUCACUAUCUGAGAAAGAUCAGCUGCGACUCAGGCCAUGUCAUUUCCCAAGAUCUAUUUCUCCAAAGGAUUUCAUAUGGAUUCUCCACAACAGCAUCGUGUCAGUAUUCCCAGGUAUCCUCCUUCACACCACUCCUCCAAGAACACAAAACUGGAGAAGCCACUUGUGGAUUAUUCCUUGAAAGAAAAUCCAGUUCUUCUAGGUGAAGUACUGGCCAUAAUCGAACCAGUGAGUAAAGAAAUGGAACAAGAAAAAAAUAAACAGCGUGGAUCUACCAGAAUUUCAGAGUUAAUCAGUUUUUCCUCAACCUCUCCUGGACUGUUCCCAUGGUCAACAACUGCUGAUGUUCCUUGGCUGAAAAACAGAGGGAUAUCAGACCAAGAUGGGAAAGAACCUAUAUCAUGGAAAUCUUUUCAUUCAGCUUACAGAGGAAAAUAUAGUAGCAUAUCUCCGCAAUCAUCAGUAUUAAUGCAACUGUACGAUGAGAUCGCAAAACCUAAGCGAGAAAACAAGCCAGCUUCCAAGAAAAAAGAGAAGAAACCUAGGCACAAAUCAGUUUUCUUGAAAACUGAUAGUAAAGUCAAAAGAAUUGGGCCACACAUAGAUAUCUACGAAGCCUUCCGAAGUAAGAAGAAGAUCCCUAGCAACAAAAGUGCCACGAAAGCAGCUGUCUCUAUUCAGCGCUAUGUCCGAGGGUGGCUAGAACGUAUAAGGCUGAAAAGAGUAAAGAUCAAGGCUAUAGAUCAUGGCCCAUCUCUUGAAGCAGUGAUAAAAUCAUACCGUAAAAUGAUGCAUCGCAUUCAGCGUCGAUCUGGCAUACUCAGACCAUUUACAUACAUCUCAUUGCUAGAGUUAGAGGAAUGGAUGGACAAAAAAAAAUAUUAUGAAACUAUGUUUUCCAAGAGGGAAUUUUGGCAAGCAAUGGAUAGAAGUGAGCUCCCUAAGUAUUUCAGAGACUGUGGUCAUUUUCCAACCCAACAACAGUUAGAUGACACCUGGUUCCUGAUCCACACUAAUCUCAAUGAAGCCACAGGUGACCAAAUUAAAAAGGCCAAAGCAGUUGAAAUGGUGUUCACCCUCUAUCCUCCCACUGGGGCCCAUGUAAGCUCUACUUGGGCCCCUCGGUCUACCUGGUUGAGGCCUAUAGUCGAUGGAGAAGAAGGAUAUGAUUACUUGGUGAGAGGACAUCCCAUACUAAAGAAAGCUGACAUUCGGAUUGUUGGGAAGUUAGUGGCGAAAUCCAUGAGAGAGGGGAAAAUGAAAUCCAUUAGUUUUGGGUUUUUCGAUUAAAGAAUGGAACAUGUUGAUGUUGCCCAAAUGAUGGGAUUCAUCUGCCGUGUUUAGUGGGGAAACAAUAAGGUAGCCCAUGCCAUCUUUGAAAAGAUCCCAUGAUGACCAAGGAAAAAGAAAAACAAGUCUAUAAAUAAUGAAGGUUUCUUAGACUAUGGCAAGCCUUGCAGCCUAUCAGAGUUAUUGGUUAACACCAUUAUUUUAGGCCAUAUUUGAAAAAAAAAAAAGCCUCUGUUAUACCAUGGCAAUUGAAUUAAACUUCAUC
Messenger RNA from Tachyglossus aculeatus (Australian echidna), 1736 nucleotides. RefSeq names its product IQ motif containing M (gene IQCM). The coding region runs from base 218 to 1471 and encodes 417 amino acids. The transcript is spliced from 11 exons. NCBI's taxonomy places the organism in Eukaryota, Metazoa, Chordata, Mammalia, Monotremata, Tachyglossidae. The record is from RefSeq and is a predicted model, not a curated record. Gene Ontology annotation, molecular function: protein binding.